Linderina pennispora is the source of this 3585-nucleotide messenger RNA. RefSeq lists its product as uncharacterized. NCBI's taxonomy places the organism in Eukaryota, Fungi, Kickxellomycota, Kickxellomycetes, Kickxellales, Kickxellaceae. Bases 1 to 3585 code for a protein of 1194 amino acids. The record is from RefSeq and is a predicted model, not a curated record. Gene Ontology annotation, molecular function: zinc ion binding. The transcript has a single exon.
AUGUCGUUUGGACCUAGCCAGCUCACCACCGCUGCUGAGCAACUCGACGCCAAGAUAGCUGAGCUCGAGGCAGUAAUCAGCAGCGCGACCAAUGAUGCCCAGGCCCGCGUGUCUCGCGACCUGAAGAAGGCCUGGGAGAGCGUCUACAACGCCCUCGGGUACUCGCCCAAUCCGCGCGGUCCUGGUGUGCAUGCACACAUGACCACGGCUCACAGUAGCAACCGGCCCUCGGCAACAGCUACCUUGGUAGCUUCGGCUAUGGGGGCUGGCCCACACAGCUACGCCUCUCCACCCAACGUCCCUCUGGAGCCCGAAGAGGCGCAGGCCCACUCUCCAGCACAUGCCGGGCCAACUGGGCUGAACAAGAUCGGCACGCGUAACGAAUGCAGCAAGUGCAAGAAGGCGGCCGCCGACGUCCUCUGGGUCUGCAUCAGCUGCGCCGACCAUCGCCUGUGCAACACGUGCAAGGACAGCACGGAGGUCAAGGGCACCCACCGCAUGGUGGCAUGGGCCAUUGACAAGAGCACCAUCGCCAAGGGCCACUACAUUGUGUGCGACGACUGCAGCAAGCCAGUCGUCGGGCUGAGAUGGAACUGCACCGAGUGCCCGUCGUUUGAUGUCUGCAAUGACUGCGCCAAGGGCACCACGCACGAGCAUAAGCUCAAGGCUCUGUACUAUGCUGAGACCGCAACGUUCCCGUACGGCUCGGUUGGCUACUCGUGCAACCUGUGCGGCAGCACUGCGGCGCCGCCUAUCUACUGCUGCCUCCACUGCAAGGAUUUCCAUGUGUGCAGCAAGUGUGUUGCCUCGGACAAGAUAUCUGAGCACGACCACGACUACGCAGCGCUGUGUAUUCCGGCCAAUGCCCUGGCUCCGACAAGCGCGCCCGAGCCAUCCAGGAAGGUGGCUGUGGAGGACACGCCGGCUGAUGACAAGCAGACUGUGGCCUCGACCAGCGAGACCUCACGUGCCAAUGACGGCAUCGCGUCUGUCGUGUGUGACGGAUGCGAGAGUUCAAUCACUGGGAUUCGUCACAAGUGCACCCGCUGCAAGAACUACGAUCUGUGCGACGGCUGCUACCGGAAUGUGACAAAGGUACACCCAGGUCAUGGCUUUAUCCAUUUCGGUCCGCCAGCACAUCCGCCGCACCACCACAAGCCGCACCACCACAAGCGUCAUGGCCACUAUGGGCCGCGCCCCUUCCAACACAGCCCCCAUGGCUUCCAUGAUCACACUCAUUUCCAUGCCGCUGCUGAACAUUGGCGCAUGAGGGACUCGUCCCGCAAGGCUUGUCAGGAGCAGCAGGAAGCGUGUCGGAAGCAUGCCAAGCACACCCCACAUGUGCCGCCGUUCCCAGGCAGACCCAGCCAUCAUCGUCACGACUUCCGUUGCCCACCCGGGCAGUCGCCUGGCUCUCUUGGCCUGCCGCCCCUGCCACCACCACCACCGCCGUGCCAGUUCAACCCUCCUGCGCAUCCGCCGCCGCCGCCGCCACCGCACCCGAUGCCUAAGUGGAACCAGCUGUUUGCUCCCAUUAGAGAUAACUGGGGCUUCGGCUGGGGCGGCCCUACACGCUGCCCACCCCCGCGGGUUACCCCAGUGAACUGCACGAUGCCACCGCUUCCGCCUAUGGCCGCAGACGGUACCUACGUCACCGACAAUGCUGAGGAGGCGCGUCGUCAUGGCCUGGCCAUCUCGAGCGAGGAGAAGCAGCAGCAGACCAACAUCACUCCCUCGGUCGAGCGUGGCAUGUCAACAGACUCUGCCAGCGUCCAGGUGGUGCACCCCGGUGUGCUCUGCGACUCGUGCGGCGACCUGGUGACUGGCGUGCGCUACAAGUGCGGCAACUGCAGUGACUUUGACCUGUGUGAGAAGUGCGAGGCCAAGACCAGCCACGACGAGUCGCACAUUUUUGUCAAGAUCCGCAACCCCUCCGUGGUACCCAGCCGUGUUCCGAUGCUGUCCCAGGUGUAUAGGCCGCUGAAGCUUCACGUUGACUCCCCCAGCAGGGCUGCUUUGGAGCGUGCGCCCUCUAUGCCAACUACCGCCAAGGAGGCUACCGCCAGGUGGAACGCUGCAUCUGCUGCUGCUGCUGCUGCCACUGCUGUCGCUGCCGUUAGUCUCAAGGGCACGUCAGCUGGUCAGACUGUCACCACGGUGGCCACUAGCGACCUCCCUGAAGACAAGGAGGGCAAGAAGGAGGGUGUUUCGUCCAAAGAGCCUGAGGCUGCUGCUACUGCAGUGGCACCGAGGAUCAGCGAGACCACAAAGUACGCCGCCCACUUUGUCGAGGAUGUGACGAUUCCCGACGGCACCACUGUUGGCGCUGGCGAGCCGUUCGUCAAGAUCUGGAGCGUGGCCAACAUGAGCGAGCACGAGUGGCCGCAGGGCACCAUGCUGGUCCACAUGGACGGCGAGCCCAUGAUCCCUGGCGGCAAGAAGGCUGUCGCGGUCAUUGUUGGCAAGUGCUACGAGCAGGUUGGCGUUGCUGUCGACCUCGUGGCACCCGAGAUGCCUGGCAAGUACAUCAGCAAGUGGCGCCUGAUGACGCCCACUGGCAAUUACUUUGGAUCUGGUCUGUGGUGCUCAAUCGUGGUGCCUGAGGUUGCCAGUGCUUCUCCUGCCGCCGACUUGAUCCCGCAGCUCGCGAUCUGCCCUCCCAAGAUCGAGUACGAGGGAGAAGGUGCCGAGGUUUCCAAUGCCUCUCCUGCUGCCGACUCGUUCCCGAGGCUUGCAAUCUGCCCUCCCAAGAUCGACUACAAGGGCAAGGAUGUCGAGGUUGCUUCUACGACCACGUCUGAGUCUGUAGCUGCAUCUGAGACUGCGUCCAAGUCUGCUUCUGAGACUGCAUCCAAGACUGCUUCUGAGGUCGUGUCCGAAACCACCUCUGGUAUCGUCUCUGUGGCUGCAGAUGCUGAUGAUGAUGAGGAUGCUGUUGUGAUUGACGUGGCCGCAGAGCCGGAGACCAAGGAUGAGCGCACUGUUCCUGAGGCACCCAAGAUCGCAUCGGCUGCCCCCUCCGAGCAGCUGUCCACCAGCGAGAGCAUCGCCAGCCUGACCAACACGUUCGUCCAGAUCAGUGCCGACCUGAUGAAGGAGAUCCAGCGUCUGGAUUCGUCAAUCAAGGAGAUUCAGGCCAAGCAGAACGCCAGCGACAAGCAGCCGUUCGACAUCACCUCUGCACCCAGCAUGUCGGAGACGCCGAUCAAAGGCUACCCCGCCGCCAGCCCCUCUCGUCCGUUCACGAACGUCGACCUGCUGACGUCGCCACCGUUCACUUUUGCGCCGUCCCACCCGUCGCUGCAGCCAUCGGCGCCGCCAAUGGCCGACUCUCCGGGCCACGCAAGCGCCCCCGAUGCGAUGUCCGAGCACUCGAGCGUCCGCGAGUUUUUGGCGUCGACGGACCGUCUGAACCGCCUGGUAAGCUCGACCCGCCAGUCUGAUCCAACGACACCGUUCUACGUGCCCUCGGGACCGCCGUCCGGCGGCAGUCCAUUCCACCCAUCGGCUAGUGACAACGGCCACGACGAGUUUGAGUUUGUCAACGACUUUACGCCAAACUUUGCCAAGCACCACCACCACUGA